UUCACAAGUUCGGAGCUUGGGAAAUCUCAAAUCUGUAUGAUUUAAGUUUGGAUUUUUCCGUGUAAAUAACAAUGUACACGUUGUAAUUUAUGAUAAAAACUAAACAUAAAAUCACAAGUGUGUCGGUGUGAUAACUAAUUAAGUGAAAAUGUUAUAUACAUCGCGUAAUAUUUUAAGGUUAUGCCGUAAAAACAACAUCGCAAGAUACAGCCAGAAUUUACUGGCAAAUGGCUCGAAUAACGAUUUAAACGGACAAAAACAACAGAACCACAAGGACUUCAAAUCAUUGUUUCAGCAACACAAAGACAAAAUAGUUUUUAGUUCAUAUUUGGAGCAAGAGAAAAUACAAUUAGGUCACUAUAAGUACUACUUGAAACACAUUAAGAAAGCAAAGGUAUCACGAGCUAAAAGCUUUCAGGAUAAAAAGCUGCCGCCGCUCCCUGUGGCCCUGCAGUACUAUGUCGACGAGGACAGGCUCAUUAAAGAGGAUGUCGAGGAAACAAAGGAAUCCGAGCAAGUUUUUCAUUUACCAUUUUCUAACACCACACAAGUUGAAGUUGACGACAAAAUUGCGGACGAUCCUCCUGUGACACCAUCUGAACCCGAACUGGAUGUGGAAUUUGAUAAAUCAAAUAUAACCAGUUGGAUGACCAAUUAUGAAUACUUUGAUGAUACAAAACUGGUGGAGGAGGAAACUUUAGAGGCGGAAUGGUGCAACCAGUACGGAACCCCCGACCCUUCUGUUGGGAUAAGUAAUGUCCCAUGUGGAGGCUGUGGAGCGCUACUUCACUGCAAUGAUCCGGCUAUUCCCGGCUACUUGCCUAGUGAGCUGUUCCAAGACAGAAACAUUGAGGAAUUAAAAACCAUGGUAUGUCAGAGAUGCCAUUUUCUUAAAGAAUACAAUAUUGCAUUGGAUGUAUCAGUAGAGCCUGAGGAAUAUGAGAAAUUGUUGCAAUCAAUAAGAAAAAUUAAAUCCUUGGUUUUGCUGAUUGUGGAUUUGUUGGACUUCCCGUGCUCCAUCUGGCCUGGCAUUGUGGACAUCAUCGGUACAGACAGACCUCUCAUUAUUGUUGCCAAUAAGGUGGACUUACUCCCUGGCGACAGUGAAGGUUAUCUAAAACGAAUUCGGCAGUCACUUAUGACAGAAAUCAACAAAACUAAGCUGAAGGACGCCAACAUAAAGUAUGUGGCACUGGUAUCCGCCAAGACCGGCUACGGAGUAGAGGAGCUCAUAUCCACCAUGUUCAGGCAGUGGCAGUACCGGGGGGACGUAUUCCUCGUGGGCUGCACCAACGUCGGCAAAAGCUCGCUGUUCAAUGCACUCCUGCAGUCCGAUUACUGUAAAGCCCAAGCUGUAGAUAUCGUCCAGAGAGCGACAGUGAGCCGCUGGCCGGGCACCACAUUAAAUCUCCUAAAAUUUCCCAUCAACAGACCCUGCGGAUGGAAAAUUCGAGAGCGCAGUAGAAGACUCGCGACGGAGCGGAUGCUUCUAAAAACGGAACGAAAGAUCAGAAAGGAGCAUAUCCAGGGGAGAACAGCAGCCGACCCGCCCUCCUUGAUGGGGUACAUCGGCCGAACCUUCACAGACCUACAAGUGAACGAAAACGAGAACAUAGCCAACAAACGCCUGAAACUCAAGGUGUUAGAUGAGAAACACGAGGUGUUCAGGAAGAGCAAGUGGCUGUACGACACUCCGGGAGUUAUACAUCCCGACCAGGUGCUCUCCCUCCUCAGCACGGAGGAACUGCUGCUCACACUACCGAAGAAGCUCAUCAGGCCUCAAACGUACUAUUUGCGUCAAGGGUCCACGAUUUUCAUAGCAGGACUAGCGAGAGUGGACGUAGUCGAAUGUGGCGAAGCUUGUCGUCUUACGAUAUUCUGCUCCGAAAAUCUUCCCAUAACAGUGGUGAAGACGGAGGACGCGGAGAACGUUUACGACGAGUUCGUGGGCACCGAGCUGUUCGCGGUGCCGUCGGGAGACGAAACAAGACUGAGAAACUGGCCCAAACUAGAGAAAUGUAAGGAAGACAUGGAAUUUACAGGCGAGGGACCGAAACUGUGCUGCGGCGACGUCGUCCUAUCGUCCAUCGCUUGGGUGUCGGUUACUGCGAAAACUAAAGAUACCUGUAAGCUGGCCGCGUGGACGCCCGAAGGCAGAGGCAUACACAAGCGUUACCCCUCUCUUCUGCCGUAUUCCGUAAAUUUGAAAGGCAAAAGGGUUCACGACACGCCGGCGUACAUGCUCGGCAAAUUCUAUGUUGGUGAUGAAGACUAAUAUCAUUUUUAAUGAUAAGUGUAACUUAGUGGUUAAUGAUACGUUUAAAUAAAUAGCUAUGUAAAAUCAA
Aricia agestis (brown argus) is the source of this 2345-nucleotide messenger RNA. RefSeq names its product nitric oxide-associated protein 1. Gene Ontology annotation, molecular function: GTP binding. The transcript has 3 exons. NCBI's taxonomy places the organism in Eukaryota, Metazoa, Arthropoda, Insecta, Lepidoptera, Lycaenidae. The record is from RefSeq and is a predicted model, not a curated record. Bases 149 to 2275 code for a protein of 708 amino acids.